UCCUUUCACUAUUAACUCUUUUUCUAUUGUCAGACACUUUCAUCGUCCCCCGCUAACAACGUUUCUCUCUCAAAACGUUUCUACUUUCACGAUAUGGUUUCUAUAAAAGGUUACAAGAAUACAGGAAUCAAAUUAUCUAAUCGUUUCAGUUCCUUGGCCAUUUCUUCAACUCCAGCAAUGGAAGAGGAAAGUGAGAGCACAAAGGCUAGGUCAAGGUCAAAGAAAAAAAAAAUAGGCUCUUUCUCGUAAAGCGACCAAAUUGGCUUGAUCUUCCGAGUGAUUUGACAGCAAACAUCUUCAAGAGGCUUUCUGUAUUGACAAUUUUGUCUGAUGUAAGCCUUGUCUGCACUCAAUGGUUGAAGAUUUGCAAGAAUCCUCUCACGUGGCGCACUAUUUAUAUGCCCAAAUACAUUGACGCUAAUCCUUGGGAAAUGGAGAAGAUUUGUUACAAUGCUGUUAAGCUAAGUUGCGGUCAUCUUGAGAGCAUUAUUAUUGAAGAUUAUUAUGGAACCAGUGAUCUCCUCAAAUUAAUAGCUGAUAAUGGCAGUCACCUACGUUGCAUGAAGGUUAUGAAUUACAACAUUGUUACAGAUGAAGAAUUCAGUGAUGUUGUUAGAAAGCUUCCGCGGUUAGAGAAGGUUUUUGUUCCAGUUUUUCAUACAGCUGAGGCCACUCUUGAAGCCCUUGGUCGAUCUUGCCCUCUUUUGAAAUGGCUUCAGUAUAAUUCAUGCUCGCUUGACUCUUGUGACUCUGAUAAAAUGGCGUUUCUUAUUGCUGAAACAAUGCCUGGUCUAUGCCAUCUUGAUAUGAGAGGACACAAGCUCACUGAACUUGGCGUGCUCGCCAUUAUUGAUAAAUGCCCUCUUCUUGAAUAUCUUGACAUUAGUUUUUGUCUUAAUUUGAAUGAAGAUUUGAAGAAAAGGUGCAUUGACCAGAUCAAGGAUUUGCAACUGCCAUAUGUUAUAAGAAAAGGUGCAUUGACCAGAAAAGGUGAUUGAUGAGGAUUUUCAUUAUUGAUUCUGAAUGUGGAAGUCUAAGUGAUUGUGAUGAUAAUAAAAAACUAGGCUGUUAUCUUAGUGUAGAUUUAUCGUCGUGUGUUUAUCUUCAAGUAAAAAUUCGUAUUGGGAUUCUUGUUGACACUCAUGCGUAGUUGGCAUGCUUUCUUGAUCAGUUGUGUUAUCUAUGUUUUUGUUUCUGAAUGAUUUUGAUUAUGAUUUUUGUUGAA
Medicago truncatula (barrel medic) is the source of this 1225-nucleotide messenger RNA. Its product is annotated as putative F-box/LRR-repeat protein 23. The coding region runs from base 399 to 998 and encodes 199 amino acids. The transcript is spliced from 2 exons. The record is from RefSeq and is a predicted model, not a curated record. NCBI's taxonomy places the organism in Eukaryota, Viridiplantae, Streptophyta, Magnoliopsida, Fabales, Fabaceae.